Molecule: messenger RNA, 1061 nt
Organism: Scleropages formosus (Asian bonytongue)
Lineage: Eukaryota; Metazoa; Chordata; Actinopteri; Osteoglossiformes; Osteoglossidae
Gene: ccl44
Product: chemokine (C-C motif) ligand 44
Exons: 3
Coding region: 138-509 (123 amino acids)
Biological process (GO): immune response
Cellular component (GO): extracellular region
Molecular function (GO): chemokine activity
Source: RefSeq, a predicted model, not a curated record
AGAGAGAGAGAGAGAGAGAGAGAGAGACAGGCUGCGUGCCUGCGAGCCUGUGUAUCUGAGAGAGGGCGAAAUAUAAAAGGACACUGAGAGGGAGAGAGAAAGGUACAACAGAAGACCAGUUCCUUGUGAGGUUAAUCAUGUUCCUGCGGACUCUCUCGGCAAUUUGGCUUGCCGUUAUUUUCUUGGGAUUUCUUGAAGGGAAGGGAGUUCAAAUGCAGAGGGACGUUCAGUGCUGCAUGCAAUACUCCCAAGGCAAGGUCCGAGCGAAAGACGUGCUAAGGUUUGAGGUGCAGACAGAGGGGCCCGACUGCAGCAUACAGGCCAUCAUCCUGUACACCAAGCGGGUGGUCAAGUGUGCCGACCCCCAAGACAAGAGGGUGAAGAGACUACUGAGGAAGCUGAACCAAAGGCAGAGGAGCAAAGCUCACCCACCUAUGUGGUUUCAUCCACACAGGAACCUUCCGGUCAUGGCUGAGGUAGCUGACACUCACAAUUACAGACGAAAAUGAAUCACGCAACAAACAAGGGCUGGGAUGCAACAUGCCUGGCUUACUGAACUUUUAUAAUCUACAUUCUUAUUGGUCUUUUUUAUUUCCGUUUACGACGGCCUCGCUGCUACACACUGUAUGUCUUUACAAGAGUUAGAACAGCAACUUAGAUCAUUCACAUUUGCAGUAGAAGACUUUCUGCUUUGCCACAAGCUGGAACCUUCUAGAAUAAAGGUAUAUAAAGGUUCAUGUUCUAAGAUAGCUGGAAUCCACAUAGGCUUGUUCGUUUUGCAUGGUUGUGUAAAAGUAUCCAAACUGUGCACACACAGUUGUGACCUCCUUGUAACAAAACUGACAGAUGCUUUCAAUUAGUUGUAAUUUCAAAGAAUUUUUGAGAUUUUUGCAUAGUGAGUUUUUGCUGAGAAAUAAGAUUGCAAAGAAAUUGAAAAUUUGCAACAAUCCCAACUUUUUUCAGAAAAAGAAAUCUCACCUGAACAUGAACAUACCUGAGUUGGCUUCUUUUCUUCCAGUUUUGUUACUUUAAAAUGUUACUGCUGUUAUUAUUUUGUUUUG